This is a messenger RNA of Aedes albopictus (Asian tiger mosquito), 1347 nucleotides long. RefSeq lists its product as uncharacterized. Gene Ontology annotation, molecular function: zinc ion binding; nucleic acid binding. The transcript has a single exon. The record is from RefSeq and is a predicted model, not a curated record. Bases 1 to 1347 code for a protein of 448 amino acids. NCBI's taxonomy places the organism in Eukaryota, Metazoa, Arthropoda, Insecta, Diptera, Culicidae.
AUGACCAAGCACCCUCGUGACAGCACCGGAGAAGUCGAAGUUCGUAAAGUUGAUAAGUUUUCGGUUGGGCGAGCUGAUCGGAAGCAAGAACGGAUCGUUAAGCGCUUUGUUGGCAGGCCUUCUCCGUAUGGAACGGUUUCGAAAGUUGUUUGUUAUGCAUGUGGCAAGUCCGGUCAUAUCUCCAGGGAUACGGCAUGCCCUGCUAAGGGACAGAAAUGCCGUAGAUGCCAAACACUUGGUCAUUUUGAGAAAGCUUGUCGUAAGCGGUCGUCUACUUCUCAAGACAACUUUGUAGCGAGGAAAAUCCGUGCCGUAAGCAACGAGUCAGCUUCCAUCUCUACUGAAAAGGACAUCUCAACUGACGAGGUUGAACAGAAGGUCUACUAUACGUUUCAUACUGGAAACGAGGCAAAUUUGAUGCAAUGUGAGGUCGGCGGAGUUUCCAUUGAAAUGAUCAUUGAUUCCGGAUCGGAUGUAAACCUAAUCUCGGCUGGAACGUGGGAAACAAUGAAGGCUCAACGUGUCGUUCUUCAGAGAUGCACUAAAGGCGGUAACAAGAUUCUGAAGGCUUAUGGAACCGACAAGCCGCUGGAGAUACUUGGUUCUUUUGAAGCCGUCGUAAAAUUAGGACGACGUUCAGCCUCCGCGGAGUUUUUCGUCAUCAAAACUGGGCAGCGGAAUAUACUCGGCGACACAACUUCCAAGCAGCUCGGCGUGUUGAGAGUAGGUGUUGAUGUAAACCAAGUUCAUCAUAGUUCUCCCAUUCCGUUUCCAAAAAUUAAGGGAGUACAGGUUCGAAUCAAGAUGGAUCCAACAGCAGUACCAGUUUUUCAGCCGCUGAGGAGAAUCCCGAUUCCGCUAGAAGACGCCGUGAACAGAAAGUUAGACGAACUUCUCGCGAAGGAUAUUAUUGAGCCGAAGAAGGGUCCAGCAACAUGGGUGUCCCCGCUGGUUGUUGCGAAGAAAGCCAAUGGAGAAAUCCGAUUGUGCGUAGACUUACGACGAGUUAAUCAGGCCGUGAUCAGGGAACGUCACCCUAUGCCAAUUAUUGAGGACGUCUUGGCGAAAAUUGGAAGAGGGAACGUCUGGAGCACACUUGAUAUCAAGGACGCUUUCUUUUUGCUAGAGCUGGAUGAGGAAUCAAGAAGUGUCACAACUUUCAUCUCGCAUCGGGGCUUGUACCAGUUCAAACGCCUCCCUUUUGGACUGGUUUCAGCACCUGAGAUGUUUCAACGUACCAUGGAUGGCAUCUUGGCGGACUGCGAAGGUGCCUAUUGGUACCUGGACGACGUUGGCGUGGAAGGAAGCACUGUCGAAGAACACGACACACGUUUGUCUAAGGUAUAA